Molecule: messenger RNA, 930 nt
Organism: Humulus lupulus (European hop)
Lineage: Eukaryota; Viridiplantae; Streptophyta; Magnoliopsida; Rosales; Cannabaceae
Exons: 2
Coding region: 453-899 (148 amino acids)
Source: RefSeq, a predicted model, not a curated record
UCCAAUUUUUGGGGAUAACAAAUAAUAAUGUUUAUUUUUUGUAGAGUAAAGCAGCGCAGCAUCCCAAUAUAAUCCACGAUUGGCCGCUAGAUACUAGAGUACAAAGAAUCGUUGAGAAAACUAGUUUUAGGUAUUUAAUGAAUGUAUUGAAAUCCGUAGAUAGUACUCGGAUCUCUCUUCACUUUUUGUCGGCCUUUUCUGCUUUAUUUGAUUGUGAUACGUUUAGUUUUAAUGUAGGUAGUGAUAGAUUAAUAUUUAGUUUGGAAGAUGCUGUCUAUAUAACAGGUUUGCCAAUCGAUGACAAACCUGUUACUCGACAAGAUUUUAGAAAAAAAGCUAAUGUAAAAAAAAUUUGUAGAGAAUUUUUAGAAAUAGAACUUCCAGAAGAAGCAUAUGAAGUUCAAAAAAGAUUUGAUUUAGUUAGUGAAGGAUAAAAAAUAAAAGCAUCCUGGAUGACAGAACAUUUUUCCUCAGUUCCCAUCGAUAUAGAAGAUGAUUCUGACAGGAUAUGGCCUUAUGUGAAGGCAUUUAUUGUAUGUAUCAUAGCUUGCGUGAUAGACACCGAUAUAUCGACGACUUCAUGCUAUUUAAUGUAUCUGCCGCUUCUUAAAGAUGUGGAUACAAUAAAUUCUUAUUCUUGGGGUUCAGACAUGGUUGCUUCCCUCAUUAGUCCUCUUCGCCAUAUGAGGGAGAAGAAGACAAAAACAAUUGGAGGAUUUAACUCCGUUCUUGCUACAUUUUUUUUAAUUCGCAUUUCUCGGUUGGCGAAUUCACUUCUAAGUGGAACACCGAGUGAUACUCUGUCUAUUCUUGACGAUGAGAAUAUUCAAAGAACACUCGAAUUUCCACUUAUUGGAUCUUUUAUGAAGUUCAUGAAUAAUAUCUUCAAGAACUCAUAGAAUGAAUGGGAAGGGGUUGAAAUUAUUUCUU